CGCGCAUGCUCCGCUCGGACGGGCGGCGGGCCCUGGGCGGGUCGCGGAGGCCGGCCUGCCCCGCCCCGUCCGCGCCGAGGCCGACUUCCCUUCCCCUUCCGGCGGGCGGGCGGCGAGCCCCGGAGUCUCUCCUGCGGCCGGGCCGGUGCCUGCGGUUCUCCGUGGCGAGCAUGGCCGGUCGGAGAAGCCGGGCCGCCCUCAGGCUCUGCGCCACAGUUGUUUUACUUGAUGUGGCUUUCUGUAAAGGAUUUGUGGAAGAUUUAGAUGAAUCGUUUAAAGAAAAUCGAAAAGAUGACAUUUGGCUUGUAGAUUUCUAUGCACCAUGGUGUGGCCAUUGUAAAAAACUGGAGCCCAUUUGGAAUGAAGUCGGCCAGGAGAUGAGAAGCAUUGGUUCUCCAGUUAAGGUUGGGAAGAUGGAUGCUACUUCCUAUUCCAGCAUUGCUUCAGAAUUUGGAGUUCGAGGUUAUCCAACAAUUAAGCUAUUAAAAGGAGACUUGGCAUAUAAUUACAGAGGGCCACGAACUAAAGAUGACAUUAUUGAAUUUGCUCACAGAGUAUCUGGGGCUUUAAUCCGGCCACUUCCAAGUCAGCAAAUGUUUGAACAUGUACGGAAGAGACAUCGUGUGUUUUUCGUUUAUAUAGGUGGAGAAUCACCUUUGAAAGAGAAGUUCGCUGACGCUGCCGCGGAGCUGAUUGUAUAUACGUACUUCUUUUCUGCCGCUGAGGAUGUCGUUCCUGAGUAUGUGACACUGAAAGAGAUGCCUGCUGUGCUUGUUUUCAAAGAUGGAACCUACUUCAUCUAUGAUGAGUAUGAAGAUGGUGAUCUGUCUGCAUGGAUCAAUCGGGAGAGAUUUCAGAAUUACCUUACAGUGGAUGGCUUCCUUUUGUAUGAACUUGGGGACACAGGAAAGCUUGUGGCUAUUGCAGUUAUUGAUGAGAAAAACACCUCAGUUGAACAUACCAGAUUAAAGUCAAUUAUUCAAGACGUUGCUAGAGAUUACAGAGACCGCUUCCAUAGGGAGUUUCAGUUUGGCCACAUGGAUGGAAAUGACUAUAUAAAUACCUUGUUGAUGGAUGAAUUGGCAGUCCCUACUGUGGUUGUGCUAAAUACUUCAAACCAACAAUAUUUUUUGCUGGACAGACAGAUUAAGGACACCGAAGACAUGGUCCAGUUCAUCAGUAACAUUUUGGAUGGCACAGUAGAGGCCCAAGGGGGCGAUAGCAUUUGGCAGAGAUUGAAGAGAAUAGUAUUUGAUGCCAAAUCUACCAUUGUGUCUAUAUUCAAGAGCUCCCCGCUCAUGGGCUGCUUUCUCUUUGGCCUGCCACUGGGUGUCAUCAGUAUCAUGUGUUAUGGAAUCUACUCAGCAGAGACCAAUGGGGGCUACAUAGAGGAACGGUAUGAAGUGUCAAAAAGUGAGACUGAAAGCCAAGAGCGGGUGGAAGGAAACCCGGAGCUGCGGGAGCCGAGCAGUGACGGGUCCCCAGUGCCAGCUGAGCAAGAGCCCAAGGAUGCGUUAGAGAAGAAGAAGGACUGAGACUUGCUGCUGUACAGUAUUUGAUAGCAUUUCAAAUUACUAAAGAGUCUAUUUAUUGAAUUUA
Messenger RNA from Ochotona princeps (American pika), 1599 nucleotides. It is a transcript of the gene TMX3, whose product is annotated as thioredoxin related transmembrane protein 3. Gene Ontology annotation, molecular function: protein disulfide isomerase activity. Gene Ontology annotation, biological process: peptidyl-cysteine oxidation. The record is from RefSeq and is a predicted model, not a curated record. Gene Ontology annotation, cellular component: endoplasmic reticulum. The transcript has 16 exons. Bases 6 to 1535 code for a protein of 509 amino acids. Lineage: Eukaryota; Metazoa; Chordata; Mammalia; Lagomorpha; Ochotonidae.